Molecule: messenger RNA, 3089 nt
Organism: Scleropages formosus (Asian bonytongue)
Lineage: Eukaryota; Metazoa; Chordata; Actinopteri; Osteoglossiformes; Osteoglossidae
Gene: ivns1abpa
Product: influenza virus NS1A binding protein a
Exons: 15
Coding region: 465-2390 (641 amino acids)
Molecular function (GO): protein binding
Source: RefSeq, a predicted model, not a curated record
GUGCUGUAAAGAGCGCGCUUAGCCCUGACGUGCCAACGCACGCUGAUCUCUCGAAGACACCGUGGAAGGUCGUUGAAGGCGCUGCACGUGCAAACCACCUUUGCUCCCGCUUUACGCGUUCCAGAAAAAGAAACGGAAUUAAUACUAAAUAUGUCUUCCAUGGUCCACUACCACAUACACCGGGUUAUAAUGCAAGAUCAUCAGAGAAAACAAAAGCUUUUAUAGCCAAGGGUAUCCCAAGGACUUGACUCAAGCCCCAUAGGUUGUGUCAGUGCACCUCCUUCUUGGUGUCACAGUCCCGGUCAACUUGCAUCGCUGGUGUCGCUGGCCUUGUUAAAGAAUUGGGUUCUUUUGUCUCUGGAUUACCAGAGCCGCCUUGUGAUUACCCUCUGCUGUCACCAGUAUCGUUCCCUCAAGUUACUUUAUUCUCCAUUAGGGCUUUAAAAAAAUAAAAGGGGUUCAAAAUGAUUCCCAAUGGAUAUUUGAUAUUUGAAGACGAAAACUUCCUUGAUUCAACUGUAGCGAAGAUGAACGCCCUUCGGAAGAACGGCCAGUUUUGUGACGUAAGGCUUGAGGUGUCUGGCCGGGAGCUUUUGGCCCACAGAGCCAUUCUGGCGUGCUGCAGCCCUUACCUCUUUGAGAUCUUCAACAGUGAUGUAGAUUCACGUGGGGUUUGCCACGUGACCUUCGAGGACCUGGAUCCACAGGCAGUAGAGGUCCUGCUGAACUAUGCCUACACUGCACAGCUGAAGGCAGAUAAAGAGCUGGUGAAGGAUGUCUACUCUGCUGCCAAAAGGCUCAAGAUGGAAAGGGUGAAACAGAUAUGUGGGGAAUACUUAUUGUCAAAGAUGGACUGCCAAAAUGCAAUCUCCUACCGCAACUUUGCCAGUUGCGUGGGCGAUUGGCAUCUGUUGGGCGAGAUCGAUGGAUACAUCCAAGAGCAUCUUCUUCAAAUCUCUGACCAGGAAGAUUUUCUCAAACUCCCCCGACUCAAGCUUGAAGUCAUGCUAGAAGACAACCAAAACCUGCCCAGCAAUGGUAAACUUUACUCCAAGGUGCUCAACUGGGUGCAGCGCAGCCUCUGGGAGAAUGGUGGGCAGCUGGAGAAGCUGAUGGAGGAGGUGCAAACGCUAUACUACUCAGCGGAUCACAGGCUGCUCGAUGGGAGUCCACUUGAAGGGCAGACCAACAUUUUUGGCAAUGAUGACCACAUCCAGUUUGUACAGAAGAAGCCCCUGCGUGAGAACGACCACAGGCAGUUGAAUGGCAGCUCCUCCAGCAAUCUCUCACCCAGCUCAACUCCGCAGAGUGGCAAGCCUGAGUGGAAGUACAUAGCGUCUGAGAAGACCACCAACAACACCUACCUGUGCCUGGCUGUGCUCAAUGGGGUGCUGUGCGUGAUCUUCCUGCAUGGUCGGAACAGCCCACAGAGCUCCCCCUCUGGCACACCAUGUCUGCUGAAGAGCAUGAGCUUCGAGGCCCAGCCAGAGGAACUGGAGCAGAAGCUGCUGUUGCCAAUGCACUACGCUCGCUCCGGCCUGGGCACCGCUGAGCUGGAUGGCAAGCUUAUCGCUGCAGGAGGUUACAACAGGGAAGAGUGCCUGCGAACAGUGGAGUGCUAUGAUCCGCUGAAGAACUGUUGGAUGUUCAUUGCUCCGAUGAGAACACCUAGAGCACGAUUUCAGAUGGCGGUGUUGAUGGGUCAGCUUUACGUCAUGGGAGGUUCCAAUGGACACUCGGACGAGCUGAGUUGCGGGGAAACGUAUGACCCACACGCGGAUGAGUGGACACAAGUGCCAGAGCUCAGGACCAACCGCUGCAAUGCUGGUGUCUGCGCUUUGAACAACAGGCUGUUUGUUGUUGGAGGAUCAGACCCUAGUGGACAGAAAGGCUUGAAAAACUGCGAUGCUUUUGACCCAAUCAGCAAGACCUGGACAAACUGUGUCCCCCUCAACAUCAGGAGGCACCAGGCUGCGGUGUGUGAACUGGACAACUUCAUGUAUGUGAUCGGAGGAGCCGAGUCCUGGAACUGCUUAAAUACUGUGGAGCGAUACAAUCCAGAAAACAACACCUGGACCCUGAUUGCCCCCAUGAACGUAGCCCGGCGUGGGGCUGGUGUGGCUGUCUACCAAGGGAAGCUUUUUGUAGUUGGUGGGUUUGAUGGCUCCCAUGCCCUGCGAUGCGUGGAGGUGUAUGACCCAGCCAAGAAUGAGUGGAAGAUGCUGGGCAGCAUGACAAUGGCCCGUAGCAACGCAGGUGUGGUUCUGCUGGGGGGCACCAUUUGCGCAGUGGGCGGAUUCGAUGGCAAUGACUUUCUCAACUCCAUGGAGACCUACAACCCCAACACCAAUGAAUGGAGUCUUUACAUAGAUGCCUUUGCUGCUGUCUGACAGUUUAGCACCUUUCUCCUGCAUGCUUAGAAAUGUUAAUUUUUUUGAAAUUUUCUGUGAGUGGAAGGGGGUCUUCUUUUGGGGAGGGUGGGAACGACAGGAUAUGGAUAACCUUUAUAUAUCGCAUAUUUUUUGCUGUAUAUACUUUUUUCUAUUGUCCUAGAAUGCUUGUAGCAAUUUCCCCUUCAGAAAGCUAAGUGUAACAUUUGAGAUUUAUCUUUGUGCUCAUUUUACCAGCUUGCAGUUAAUGUUCAUUGAUGGGGUUGGUGACAGAAUACUUGACUCAGUUGGCUUAGUAAAUCUUACAGCAUCUUUUUUUUUCAUAGUUCUGGCAUCUGCAUUUAAAGCCUUACUAAAUAGGUUAAUAUGAUCACUGACAGCUAUAUUUGAAUUGCUUUGUCAUACAAUGGGAUCUUGAUGGCCUUUUUUUAUAUUUUUAUACACUAAGCAAUUUACCAAUGGACUAACUAGUGACAAUGCCACAUGACUUGAGUGUGCCAGUUAUAUAUACAGUCACAUUUGCAGACACAAUAAGUUGUGCUUAACAGCUUCUGAAACUUUUACCAUAUUUUUAUUACUUUGCAGUGAUGUUCAUUAGUGCUCAAAUUUAAGUUGGAUCCCCUCUUUGACAGACUGACUGGAAAAGUCAUCAUUGCAUUUGUUACAAGCUUAUUUCUUAAUAAAGUAUUUGAACAUGUA